AUGACGGUGACGAUAGAAAUGACCAUCAUGAUGGUGAUCAUAGAGGUGACGACGACAACGUUGAUAGUUCAUUUGUUAUAUGACGAUGAUUUACGUGACACUAUUGUUGAAUAUUAUAUAUAUUACUAUGAUAAAGAAGAUGAUACAUAUUACGAUGGUGAUGAAGACGAUAGAGCUUACGACGGUGAUGAAGAUGAUAGAGAUGACGAUGGUGAUGACGAUGAUAUAGAUGACGAUGAUUGUGAAGAUGAUAGAGAUGAUUAUGGUGCUGAAGAUGAGAGGGAUGAGAAAUAUGACGACGUUGACAUAGAUGACGAUGAUUAUUAUGAUGAUAGAGAUGAGAAUGAUGAUACAGAUAAUAGACAUGACGAUAGUGAUGAAGAUGAUAGAAGUAACGAUGAUGAUGAAGUUAAUAGAACGACUCCAUUCUAA
Molecule: messenger RNA, 432 nt
Organism: Dreissena polymorpha
Lineage: Eukaryota; Metazoa; Mollusca; Bivalvia; Myida; Dreissenidae
Product: prostatic spermine-binding protein-like
Exons: 2
Coding region: 1-432 (143 amino acids)
Source: RefSeq, a predicted model, not a curated record